AUAAUGGAGUUCGUGGCCAUCUCGAGUAAAGGUGUUGAGAUCUACUCUACUGCCAGUAGUGACCCGUCUAAGCCCAAAUACGAACUCCCGACAGGCGCUAGGAGCCCUGAUGGCUUCACUUACAGUCCGGACGGCUUAAUGUGCGGUGUUCUCACCCAAAAAGGUGACGUUGACGUUUACGACUGUACCAAGGGGUACACCAAGAUCCUAACCUGCCAACAACAGGAGAGUUUCAUUCGUAACUUCUACUUCUCUCCUAAAGGGACCUUCCUAGUAACCUACGAAAGGUACUCCACUGAGACUCAGAAGGAGAAUGUCCAUCUAUGGCAUCUCGAGACGGGAGAGAUCAUAUGUAGUCUCAUAUUGAAACAGUCCAAUCAACGUAUGUGGCCUUGCUUCAAGUGGACUAAGGAUGAACGUGUAUGCGUUCGUAUGGUGACCAACGAGCUCCAUUUCUUGUCUGGUCGGAGGCCUCAACUCACCAAAGAGGCUACCCUGUUCAAACUACGACUACCAAAUGUUGCCUCAUUCGAGCUCUCUCCAGACUGCAAGACAGUGGCAUGCUUUGUUGGCGAGAAUAAGGGCCAGCCUGGCAUGGUCAAAGUCUACAGUAUUACGACUGCUGAUACUAAGUUGCUGGGUCAGAAAUCCUUCUUUAACUGUCAGACUUGCAAUAUGGAGUGGAACAGGGAAGGUUCGUCUCUGCUCAUGACGGUGCAUCAGGAGUCUGGCAGGGGGCUCAGUCAGAACUACUAUGGAAGCACUGGGUUGUAUUUCCUUCACCCCUCCCCUAUGGGUCAAGCUGGUCAGAACGAUCUCAGUCUCUGCACCAACAACGAACCAGCACAAGCGUCGGCGUGGUCUCCCAAUACUAAUGAGUUCAUUGCUCUAGUUGGGGACAUGCCCCCCACGCUUUCACUCAAUGAGGGUGUCAGAGGUGUAUCGAAGGUUACCUUUGGUCGUAGUCGGCGUAAUACUCUGCUGUGGUCGCCUAACGGGCGGUACUUCCUCUCGGGCGGCUUUGGCAAUCUCCCUGGCGAGGCUGAUGUGUGGGAUAAGGAGAAGCAUAUCAAGCUGGCCAUUAUGAGCCUUCCCUGCACGGUUUUAUCGGAUUGGGGGGCUGAUGGACGUACUCUUCUAACGGCAUCAAUUGCUCCCAGAAUGCGGGUUGAUAACCACAUCAAGCUUCACAACUAUGAUGGAAAGCAAACGUUGGAAAUUCCCUUUGAUGAGCUCUACUAUGCUGGCUGGAGGCCUAUGGACUCGUCUCUGUUCGAGGAUCUAGCGCCCUCACCACGUGUUGUGAAGGCGGCCACGACGGCAGCAAAGAAGGCCGCUAAGGAACCUGUUGCCAAGGCUAAGGCAGCUUAUAAGCCUCCAAGUGGCGGAGCAUUCGCUGCAGCUCUGCGGGCUGAGCGUCACGCGAUCGAGAAGACUGAUGUUAAGGUAGAGUAUCGUCCUCCAGCGAGGGCCGUUGGAGCCCCGGCUAAUUUGCAAGAGUUGAUGAACAAUCUGCCACAGAGGUUGCCUCCUGGAAUGACAGUACCGUUGCCGCAGAUGAACGCGAAGGGAGGCGCUAACUCGUCCACGGCUGCUCGUAAUGCCCGUAAGCGUGCUAAUCGUGCUGCUGCUAAGGCGGCGGCGAAGGAAAAGGAAGAGGAGGAGCAACGUGAGAAGGAAGAAGAGGAGGAGAAGAAGGCGAAAGCUGUUGAAGAGGAGGCUCAUUCGGAUGAGGGAAAACAACAUACAACCGAUGAUAAGCGGCUCCGUAACUUGCGUAAGAAGCUGAAGGAGGUGACGGCAUUGAAGGCUCUUCCUUCUGAUUCCCUGAAUGAGGCACAGAUGAGUAAGAUUGCCAAUGAGGGGAACCUCAUGGAAGAGAUCAAGGAGAUUGAGGCACGUCUUGGAUGACGAUGAGACCCGCGAUAGAGUUCAUAAGGCAGUUCUCAGUAUCCUCUGUUA
Perkinsus marinus ATCC 50983 is the source of this 1962-nucleotide messenger RNA. RefSeq lists its product as hypothetical. Gene Ontology annotation, molecular function: translation initiation factor activity; tRNA binding; mRNA binding. The record is from RefSeq and is a predicted model, not a curated record. The coding region runs from base 4 to 1911 and encodes 635 amino acids. NCBI's taxonomy places the organism in Eukaryota, Perkinsozoa, Perkinsida, Perkinsidae. Gene Ontology annotation, biological process: translational initiation. Gene Ontology annotation, cellular component: cytosolic small ribosomal subunit. The transcript is spliced from 19 exons.